AUGCUUCUCGAACUCUCGUCUUCUUCAAUUGGGUCAUAUUCGAUUUGGUUAGCCAAUAAAGAAGAAGAUGUGUUUAGUGUUUUGGUUUCUGCUACUUAUGAAUAUAAUUGGGAUCCUGUUGUUUUCGAUGUGCUGCUUGUGAAUCAGGAUGAGGUUAACUUUGCGCUUGAUGGGUUGAGAGAAAGGAAAACAGGAGAUUUGCACAUCUCAACACCAGCGUCGCCCUUUGAGAGUUUAGGGCAGCUGCAAAACAGUUCAAGUGACAGGAAGAAGCAUGGUUUUGGAUUCGAGGGUAUUGCUGCUCUUAACCUCUAUGUCAGGGACAACGAGUAUGUCUGUGCAGCUCCUGGUGGAGCUAGAGGUGUCAAAAGCAUCACACAUUAUGCCCCAGUUAACAGUGUGAGGCUAUCAUACAACAUAGGAGAUAAACGAUACUUUGCUCUGAAAGUUUUGGCCAUUCUGUAUUCAAAGAUUUCUUCAAGCGGGUAUUCGAAGAUCGCGAUCAAUCCCUAUACCUUUGCUUCAAGUAAAUGUUUACUUUGCCUCUGCUUUAACAUUAUAAGGAAAACUUUAGCAAUGUGA
Arabis nemorensis is the source of this 582-nucleotide messenger RNA. The record is from the annotation of a GenBank genome assembly. Lineage: Eukaryota; Viridiplantae; Streptophyta; Magnoliopsida; Brassicales; Brassicaceae.